This is a messenger RNA of Knipowitschia caucasica, 273 nucleotides long. The record is from the annotation of a GenBank genome assembly. NCBI's taxonomy places the organism in Eukaryota, Metazoa, Chordata, Actinopteri, Gobiiformes, Gobiidae.
AUGAGCUCUCUACCACCUCAAGUCCAACGAGUGGCAAGCCACUUUGAGAGGAAGGGCCACCAGCAGAGGGGGCCAUGUGUGCUGAAGAAGCCCACUGAGGCUCGCCCGUCUCUGGGUCGGGAGAAGAGCGUGGACUGCCCCCCCUCCGGAGCCUCUAGGGCCCACGCUCACAAGGGUGUCCCCAGAAAGGGCGCAUCCUUCAGACAGAACUCAGCCACGGAGAGUACGGACAGUUUGGAGCUGUACGUGCCCGAAGCGCAGACGCGACUCUGA